AUGGACAAAGAUGCCUUUGCCAAAGUAUUGGACAACUCGCUGUCCACCCUACGACAGCAGAUCUUGGAGGCCUUUCCUGAAGUUCCUGAUGUUCCUGAAGAGACUUCGGUGUCCCAUGUGAGUUCUGCGAAGAGCAGCAAGGUGGAUAGUGUCAAGGGCAAAAAGCGCGAUCAACUGAGUGAAGUGAGCUCAAUCACAGAGAUUGAUGAGGACGUCUACUUGGCCUCGCAGAGCCCGCGCACGCUGCGGUCCGGACUGAAAGGGAUGAAUCCUCAAGAAGCGCUUCAAACCAGUCAGCGAUUGCGUGUGCGACUCGGUGCGAUCUCGGCUCAGAAACUUGUCUCCGGCCAGUCGCUGCAUGACGCCGUAGCAGCCUUGGGCCUCACGCGUUACACUGUAAAGGAUAUGAACGACUUUGUGAACACCGUGGCUGACUUUAUCGAGCUGGACUUCCUACCAGAUGGCCGGCACAGUCGGGGUGACGGCUCCGGAACCUUUGAGAAUGAUAUGCACUAUGGCACUCCUCUGUGGAGUUGGCCUGCAGCUUCGAAAUCCUUGCGGAAGUCCAUGCAGAACGUGACUGCGGUGACAUCCUUUAAGCCCAGGAAAGCCUUCAAUGUGGUGCCAGCACAGGCAUUGAUGGAGCUCUUCCUGUCCGAAGAGGGUCUGAUUCACAAAAGGCUAUUCGCGCCACGCUUGCUCACGCAGUUUCAAGCCAUGAAAGAAAUUCUAUUGGCUGGUGAUACCAAUCGCCUCGUGGCUGAGCUGACCUUCGUGCGCAUUAAUGAUCUUGCAACACCGCCAGAGCCUACGCACCCGCUUAUGUACAUCGAGCCGUUUGUUGGCUUGCUGAUCAUCGGAAACGGCGUUAUGAUUGGCUUUCAAACUGACCCUCUCUUUGAGAACUGGCCUGGAUGGGUCUGGUUCGAGUUGUCCUUCACAGUCAUUCUGCUUGUCGAAAUCGUUCUCCGAAUGCAUCUGCUUCGGUGUCGGAAUUAUUGGUGCGGAGUAGAAAAGUGGUGGAAUUGGUUUGAUUUAUUUUUGGCUGGCACUGGCGUCACCGAUGUAAGUGUGCAAUUGGCAUCCUCAAAAAACUCAGAUAUAUUUGGGACAUCAUUGCUGCGAUUUUGUCGAUUGAUCCGCUUGGCAAGGAUAGUGAAGGUAUUUCGCCUGAAAUUUAUGAAAGACCUCCGCCUGAUGGUGAAGGGAUGGAUUGCUGGAAUUCGCACUUUGGCGCUUGCCUUCACGUUAUUAUUUGCAGUUCUGUAUGUGCUGUCUGGUUUUGCCACGAUGACUAUAGGUAACAGCCCACGGACAGUGGAAGUGGAUUUGCAGCACUACUUCGAGACCAUCCCGAAUACCAUGUUCACAGCGUUUCGCUGCUUCACAGGGGAGUGCGUGAAUGAUAAAGGACACUCGAUCACAUCUGUCCUAGCUGACGAGUUUGGUGUAGCCUUCAUACUGGGAUUUGUUGCUAGUUAUAUGCUUGUCACGAUGGGCAUCUUUAAUGUCAUCCUCGCUGUCUAUGUUGACAUCACCAUGAAAGCUGCGAAGGAAAAUGAGGCCGUCACAGCUGAACAGUAUGCCAGAGAAUCCAUCCGCAUAGCUCGAACCACUCGGGAGCUUCUGAAGAAGUUUGCUGCUGCCCAUCGAGAGUUUCUUCUCAUGGAAGAAACCAUUGAUAUUGGCAACAUUAACCGAAAAGAGUUCAAUCCAAUGCCUGCGCUGUUCACUGAUGACGACGUGCGUGACCAGAUCGAAAUCUCAAAGGAACUAUUUUUGGUGGUCAUCCAAGACCACAGUGUUCAAUCGCUCAUGGACGAUUUGGAUUUACCACCAGACCGCGCCAAUCUCUUCGAAGUGAUCGAUGCAGAUGGUAGCGGAACUUUGCAAAUCACUGAGCUCGUGCAGGGGUUAUUGAAGAUUCGUGGGGACAUCAGCAAGAGCGACACUGUGGCAUCAUUGCUGGCGACCAAAGCCGUUCAGCGCAUUGUUGAGGAGAUGAAGGAAGACAUGGAGCAGAACUUCGAGUCCACGCGAGAUGCAUUCAGGGCCGAAAUGGCGCUGUACAUGGAGGAACCCACCUUCCGCCGGUCAGUGGAGAGAGGAGUUGAUGAGCCACCAGAGCAGCCACCUUCCAGCCUUCAAGCGACUCUUCCUCUAAUGGAACUGCCGGACGCCGGAGCUGAGCCUGGGCCUGGUGGAGCUGGACCCGAGGCUUCAGCGAAAGUCCGUGCGUCCUUGCUGUCAGUUGAUCUUGCCUUUAUGCCGACCACGCUUUCGGACGAAAGAUGA
Molecule: messenger RNA, 2295 nt
Organism: Cladocopium goreaui
Lineage: Eukaryota; Dinophyceae; Suessiales; Symbiodiniaceae
Source: the annotation of a GenBank genome assembly